Messenger RNA from Nomascus leucogenys (northern white-cheeked gibbon), 973 nucleotides. It is a transcript of the gene OAZ3, whose product is annotated as ornithine decarboxylase antizyme 3. Gene Ontology annotation, biological process: positive regulation of protein catabolic process. Gene Ontology annotation, cellular component: nucleus; cytoplasm. Gene Ontology annotation, molecular function: ornithine decarboxylase inhibitor activity. NCBI's taxonomy places the organism in Eukaryota, Metazoa, Chordata, Mammalia, Primates, Hylobatidae. The record is from RefSeq and is marked reviewed.
AUGGCUUCCUCUUCUCACAUAUAGAGUUGAUUAUUUCCACAAAGAAAAAGCAAGGCAAAUAGUUGAGGGGGACGGGCUAGAAAAAGCUGAUGCCAAACCGGACCAGCCUGAGAGGAAGCGCCUCGGCCCGGGCCUUACUCUCCACCGACUGCGUGAGGAUGAGCUCCAGGUUUUCUUUGGGCCGAUGCUUCGUGUCCUCCACCAGUUUAUAGACGCGAUGUCGCCGGUGCAGGCGCGGCUUCCGGCCCUCCCCGGCCAGCGGUACCUUCCACCAGCGCUCCACGAUGACCGUGCCCUGGCGGCCAGGAAAGCGACGCAUCACUUAUAAGGAAGAGGAGGACUUGACACUCCAGCCCCGUUCCUGCCUCCAGUGCUCCUGAGUCCCUAGUAGGCCUCCAGGAGGGCAAAAGCACCGAGCAGGGUAACCACGACCAGCUUAAAGAACUGUAUUCGGCUGGGAACUUGACGGUGCUGGCUACUGACCCCCUGCUCCACCAGGACCCAGUACAGUUAGACUUUCACUUCCGCCUCACCUCCCAGACCUCUGCCCAUUGGCACGGCCUUCUCUGUGACCAUCGACUCUUCCUGGAUAUCCCGUAUCGGGCCUUGGAUCAAGGCAACCGGGAAAGUUUGACCGCAACCCUGGAGUACGUGGAAGAGAAGACAAAUGUGGACUCUGUGUUUGUGAACUUCCAGAACGAUCGGAACGACAGAGGUGCCCUGCUGCGGGCCUUCAGCUACAUGGGCUUUGAGGUGGUCAGACCAGGUCACCCUGCCCUCCCUCCCUUGGACAAUGUCAUCUUUAUGGUGUAUCCCCUUGAAAGGGAUGUUGGCCACCUGCCCAGUGAGCCUCCUUGAACAUGAUUAUUCCAACGCUUUGAGGGGCUGGAAGCCUUGACACAUGGAAUCAGGGGCCCGGGAUGUGAUUCAGGACACUUUCCAUCCUAGAAAUAAAGGGUAGUGCAAUCAUCAA